AAACGCCCUGCCCUGUCCGCCAGUGCCCUCAGGGACUCCGGGACUGGAAGGAAAUGGCUGAAACCUGGAGCUGAAAGGGCGUGGUUCCUCCCAUCUCUGCCCCAGGGGACGGCUUGGCCCUCCCCACAGCCUGCUAAGGUAGAAGAGAGACUGGGCUUGGGUCGGAGGAGAGAAGUCUAGGGAAGAACAAGGGAGGGGACACUGAGAGGAGGUGCGGAGGCUGAGGGCCCACCUGGCUGGGAUACCCAGCUAGAGACUCGCCCCAAUUCCGGACCUGAGCGGCCCGACCCUGCGGCGCCACUCCCCACCCCGAGCGGACUUCGGAACUGGCCUGGGACCCACGGGCGCCGAAACCCGGGAGGACGCGAGCCCGGCGGGUCUGUGCCCUGCGAGGAUGCGCGCUCUGCCUGCCCAAGACGCGUCUGCCGGCGAGCAGCCGCCUCCCCCGGACUCCGAGGCCUUGCGGGAUCCACACGCGGUGCGGCCGGCGCGCAGGAGCGCGGUGGAGAGGCUCGCUGCGGACCGCGCCAAGUACGUUCGAGGCCUGCCGGGGGCCCAUCUGGACCCCGCUUCUGAAGGCCGCAGCCCUGGGACGCCCGCGGGGCAGCGCUGUGACCCGGCUGCUGCGGCCCGCGUCCCCGCGCCGGUGGCGCGCAGGGUGAUCGCGCGGAAGUCUCUGAGGCCUGACUCACUGGUCAUCUACCGGCAGAAAUGCGAGUUCGUCCGAGGGCCGGGUACCGACGGCCCCAGGGGAGGCCUGGUGAAGAAACUUUUCCAGGGACCGAGCAAAGACAAGGCGCGGGAGUCCUUCCAAACGCCCGGGGCGAGGGAGGAGAGUCCUGCCGGCGGCAGGGAGGCCGCACCCGCAGAGCCUUUCCUGGUGGCUGCAACUGCGGCCCCUACGGCCCCAGUCGGUGCAGCGGGCCCAGAGCCCGGGGACCCCGCCCUGCCUUCAGCAGCGACCCCGGGGGGCCAGGCUUCGUGCGCCGGUAAGGAGCUGCUGGUGGCCAGACAUCGGGGGCUUCAGCGCUCGCAGUCAGACCUCAGCUCCCGCUACUCCCUGGCCAAGGCCGAGUUUGACACCUUCUUCCUGUACUGCGGCCUGGAUCCCGAGGUGGUAGAGGCUCUUGGGAAGGACAACUUCUCCGCAGGGUCCGACUGUGUUGCCCUCAAGGUGCGUAGCGUAAGUGUGGCCACUUCCGACAGUGGCUUCUCUCGGCACAGCGACGAGGUCAACGAUGGGCUGCAGGAAGAGGAGCUCGUAGAGCAGGUGCCCAGCACUACCUCCGUGGUGGAGAGGAAUGCCCGCAUCAUUAAGUGGCUGUACACCUGCAAGAAGGCCAAGGAGCCCCCCAGCCAGGGGCCUGCUUGAAGGCCUGCGUCCAAGGACACCAGGACCUCAGGAAACAGAUCUUCCUGGUGACAAAAGGACCCCUUGAUGUUCUGGAUGAUUUGAAACCCCAGGCCAUUUGUGCAGUGUGCCUCAAGGACACAUGACUACUGCUUUUCUGGGAAUGGAAUAUCCUGCUGACAAAGCUUGCUGAUUGCAGAAGGGUUGGCGUGCUGAGGAGGAGGUAGAAAGGUGAUGGGAGAUUUGUCCAGGGUAUCGUUUUUUACUGACUUGGUGACAAAGAGAUACUACAUGCAUUUUUACAAUAUUUAAUUUCUUUUUAAACAAAAAGGAGAAAAGCAUGAAAUUCAAGCAUGAGUGGCAUGUUACUUAUUUCUUUUGACUGGUUGGUCCAGGUAAAGUUCUGUAACCACCAAGAAGCUUUCUGGUUCAAUGCUGUGGCUAACAGCAGACACACUUGGUCUUCAAAGCUUCCCUCUGAACUACAAAGCACCACUCACUACCAACUGACUGAUCGUCUUCUUCCAUGAGUGAGGAAGCACAUUUAGAAUCCCUCCAGGACAAUAGGGUCAAUACCACUCCCUACUGCUAGGUAGUAGCCAUGUGGAAAGAUGCAGAAGAAGAUAUACAGAGGCAAAGGUCUUGCUUAGUUGUCCCUGGACAGUUUCCUGAGAGUUGGUGAAGAUUCUUUUGGUCCUCUUGUCGGGUCUGAAGUGGCAUUCCCAAGAAGAAUGCAGGAAGUGCCCCCAUUCUCAUCUGCAGGGGAGAGACAUCUGGCCCACACGCACAUGACCCCAUGGAAUAGGAGCUCUUCAUGGCCCAGGGCCUGGUCUAAUGCACACUCCACACACCAUGGACUCACCUGGAUUUGGCAUUGUUCCCUCUGCAGAAAGCAUGUUUUGCAGGCAGGGAUGGGAUCUGAUAUUGGGGAGACUCUGGGAUCUGCAUGUACAUGGGAGCUGCUGGGGCCCUGACUUAACGUGCUCAGGGAAAAGGGGUCACAGAUUCAGAACCUUUCAAGGGAAUCUUCUGUCCAUGAGAACCAGAAGAAAAUUUGUCAACUCUUUGAAAGCUUAUCACAUUUUAUCAAAAUAUAUCUCUUCAAAAACAAAACUAUUCAAGAAAAGAUUGUGACUGACAGCCGAGGUCACACUCGCCUUUCAUAAAAUGGAUGAAAAAUAUGAAACCAAUUGGUUUCCACUUGAAGCCCCCAACAUCUUCCAGAAUCAUCUUUGCUUUCAGUGGUGGCAUGGGAAAGAGAGGAGUUCACUUGAAGUGAAUCCUGGAAGCAGAUACCAGAGGGGAAGCCUGGGGAGUGGAUAGCAGGUGGUGUUAGUGCAGAGGAAGCAACCUGGCUGCCUUACCCCUCCAGAUGCAUUCCUCAGCUGCAUGUGCGGGUGUGUGGCUGCAGGGAGACACUCUGUCCUAGCCCUGAAUUGCCCCAAUUGCUGAGCACCUGAGAGUCCAGCUACUGCUCCAUCUACUUACAUUUCACAAGGCUGAGCCACAGGGACUGCCGCAAGAGGCUUUCAUUUGUCCAUGAAAGAAUGUGCAUGCAUAUAAUGGGAUAAAAAGUCAGAAGGGAGACAGUGACGGUAGAGCAAGGAAGGUAACUCAACCUCUUCCUCUGUGGUUGCAGACUAGCACUGCCCCAGGUGUGCACGCACUGUUCAGCUCCCUCAUUCUACAUGCAAGCAGUCACAGCAGGCCAUUGGACUCUGCCACGCCCGUGGUUCAUGGUUCAUACUUGCUGCCCAUGGUGCCCUAAAACAUCAUGCCACAGAGUUGCUGGAGAUAUUUCUAGUAGGUCUUUUCUGCACACACUUGCAACCAGAGUGCAAUAUUUUAUACUCUGUAUUAAAGAAAUAAAGUAUGUUUUGCAUCUCCA
This is a messenger RNA of Ictidomys tridecemlineatus (thirteen-lined ground squirrel), 3239 nucleotides long. RefSeq names its product family with sequence similarity 110 member C (gene Fam110c). Gene Ontology annotation, cellular component: cell cortex. The record is from RefSeq and is a predicted model, not a curated record. NCBI's taxonomy places the organism in Eukaryota, Metazoa, Chordata, Mammalia, Rodentia, Sciuridae. Gene Ontology annotation, molecular function: alpha-tubulin binding. Gene Ontology annotation, biological process: regulation of cell projection assembly; positive regulation of cell migration.